Molecule: messenger RNA, 1324 nt
Organism: Vespula pensylvanica (western yellowjacket)
Lineage: Eukaryota; Metazoa; Arthropoda; Insecta; Hymenoptera; Vespidae
Product: clavesin-2-like
Exons: 7
Coding region: 161-1177 (338 amino acids)
Cellular component (GO): membrane
Molecular function (GO): phosphatidylinositol bisphosphate binding
Source: RefSeq, a predicted model, not a curated record
GUUUCUGUGUCGGAGAAGGAAGAAAGGUGACUCUGAAAAUUAUAAAAGAGCGAUCGUAUGAACAGAGGGGAACAGUCGCCACCAAGCACGUAGCUGACUUGUGUCUAGGAUAAUAGCAAUCUUUCUACAACAAUACAAAACAACGAAGACAGAAAAUAAGAUGGAUGGUGCUGUAGUAGAAUGGGUUACCGAAGAGGACAAUUACGAAUGCAAGCUUUCCAACGAAACAAAAAUACUUGCAAAAAAUGAGCUCAGAGAAGAUAAGAAUACACGUGAUCAAGCACUGGAGCAAAUGCGUAGUUGGAUAAAAUUAAAUCCACGUAUUAAAAAUUGCCGACUCGAUGCACAAUUUUUAUUGAGAUUCUUACGAUGCAAGAAGUUUAACGUACCUAUGGCUCAAGAAACUAUCGAACGAUAUCUUCUCUUGCGUCAAGUUUAUCAUCCUGCAUUUACUCAUUUGGAUGUAAUGGAACCAACGAUGGAGGAAUUACUUUCCUUGGGAUAUCUAUUCGCUGCACCAGGUCGCGAUCAUAAAGGUCGUCGUGUUAUCGUUGCUAGACCAGGUGUUUUUGAUCCGCAUAAAUAUACAAACGCAGAUAUGUGUAAGAUACAUGCUAUUACUUACGAAGCUUUGAUGGAAGACGAAGAGAGUCAAAUUCGUGGAUUUGUUCAUUUUGCUGAUGGUGCUGGCGUCAGCUUCCCUCAUCUUACUUUGUUUACACCUAAGGAAGCUGUUCGUAUUGUUAAAAAUGGAGAACGUACAGUACCGAUGAGACACAAAGAAGUUCACGCUAUCAACGCACAUCCAUCUUUGAAAUUUGCCCUUGAUUUUGGAAUGUCCUUAAUCUCCGAGAAAAUAAAAAGUCGUGUUAAAAUCUACACUAGUUUGGAAGAUGCAUUAAAUAACAAGAUGGAUGCUAGUAUGUUACCUAAAGAGUAUGGUGGUACUAUGCCUAUGAAAGAAAUGAUUGAUCUUUGGCGACAAGAACUAUUAGAAAUAAGACCGAUAUUGUUAAGUCACGAUAAAAUGCAGGUAUGCCUCGAUCAAUAUUCUGAAAAAGCACGAGAAGGUGCCGUAUCUGCUUUAAAACAAGGAUUUGGUUGCUCGAGUGUUGGUUCCAGUGAUAGCAUGAUGUGUGGUAUCAGUGGUUCUUUCAGGAAACUCGAAGUCGAUUGAAAAUUUCCGAAUCGUUCUUCCUUUAUUAAUAAAUAAGAUAGUUUGAUCUUUUAUUUGGGGUUUAUAAAUAUUGGCAAACAAUCAGAAGUGUCAAAUCGAGCCACUUCUGGAUAAAAUGUUUCGAUUAAUAAAAGUUUUUUAUGGGAA